Messenger RNA from Teleopsis dalmanni, 822 nucleotides. RefSeq lists its product as uncharacterized. Bases 1 to 822 code for a protein of 273 amino acids. The record is from RefSeq and is a predicted model, not a curated record. The transcript has 6 exons. NCBI's taxonomy places the organism in Eukaryota, Metazoa, Arthropoda, Insecta, Diptera, Diopsidae.
AUGAGAUAUUUUCGGAGUUCUUUAAGUGUUUUCUUUUUAAUCAAUAUUUAUUGCGAACCAAUUUUUUGCUGGUUAUGGUUUCCUACAAAUAGUGCUUAUGGUAUUUUUGCAGCAAUUGCAGUUCCUUUGGAAUUACCGCAUCGAAAUGUUUUCGUUUCGUAUAAUUUUGAAGCAAAUUAUAAUUUACCAUACACAUGGGAUCUGCCUCCGUAUGCAACUAAUGUGGAAGAAGAAGAUUUAGAAGCGCGUAAUAUAAAAGUAGAGGAUUGCAAUAAUUGCACUCAAUCUGAAAAUGACUCAUCAACUUCAGCACCGUCUACAAUUCCAGAGACCAAUAAAAAUAAUACAGAAAAUGCAGACAAAAGAGAAAUUAGAUCGUUAAUAACACGGAAACAUUUUUAUCAUAUCUUAAAGGAUAAAUUCGAAAUGCAUGGCUAUAAUGGAGAGGCAUGUUUAUUGCGGUUGAUAUGUGAAACGAAUGCUUCUCAUCUUGGACAGAUUAAUGGAGUCCUAGGCAGUCUAAUACACAUUAUUUUUACACCUACAACAUCUAUGAGCGAGCAGUUACCUUUGUCGUAUUAUCAAGCCGAAGUAGAUGGUACAUAUGAACAAUGUGAUUAUUAUGAAGACGCUUGCAAAGAUAACCUACUCGAUUUAAUAUCUUCACCAUUGAUUCAAAUUAUGAAUAAAAUAAUCAUGCUUAGUUCAGCAUUAAAAGUUGUGAAAUUUGCUAUGGAUAGUUCAAUUGUAAGAAGAGAACAUUUAACAGCUAUAAACAGUUUUUGUUUGCGUUUAUCAUUUACAAAGAUACAACAUACCUAA